Molecule: messenger RNA, 2044 nt
Organism: Pogona vitticeps (central bearded dragon)
Lineage: Eukaryota; Metazoa; Chordata; Lepidosauria; Squamata; Agamidae
Source: RefSeq, a predicted model, not a curated record
AGCAAUCUGUUGUGUGAACCAAGGGACUCGCCCCUUUCCCCCGCUGGGAGAAAAGGUGACGAGGGUUUUAUAAAGGCAACCGAGGUCCAGGGAGAUCUGGGGAGAUCAAGCGGAGACGGGAGGUAUGCCCGCCAUGCAUCCCACAGGGCAAGAUGCCCUGUGUGGAAGGUGGUCGCUCUCUGCGGGCGAGAGGGAGAGACGGCCCAGGCUAGGGCUACCCCGCUGGGAGGAUGCAAAAGACAAGCCGGAGCCGCCGCCGGGCCAAAAGGGUGUAUGUGUGUGUGUGGAGAGCCGUGGCUGCUCGAACUGCCUUCCUCUUCCUGUCUGCAAAGGCAGGGUGGAUCCCUUGCUUGCGAGGAGCCGCCUCCGCCUCUCCGCCUUGCCCAUUGGGCCGCGGUGUGGCUGCUUCCACCCUUCCUCGAAAAGAACCAUUCUGGGGGUUGAUGGAUGUGACGUUCCGGGUGGCGAUUGGCCACGGCAGAUGUCUGCCCGGACCCCUUUCUCCAUGCCCCGCCCACGACAUUACUACUGACUAACAACUGUUCAUGUGAACACUCGCUGGUGCCAAAGGUUCCAUCUUGGCUGGCUUUUUUUUGUCCCCUUCUUUUCUAAGCAGACUCUGUGUGUGUGAUUUCCUUGCAAAGGUAGCUUCCAGGUCUUCUGAGGAAAGUUUUGGCAGUGUAAAGAGAUCUAGAGAUCUGGAGCCUUUUUGGACUUUGGGGCUGGCCUGUGUUGGACUAGGGCAAAACAGACAUGCCACAUACCCCACGCCAACGCUUGCAGCCUCGGGCGCCGGUGUGGUCAGAAACGGAAACCCGUGAUUUCCUGGCCCUCUGGGGUGAACUCCUGAUUCUAAGGUGGAUUGAAAACCGGCCACCUAACAGUGAUAUCUAUGAGGACCUCUCGGCACAGAUGAUGGCCAGAGGUCACGAACGCAAUGCUUCGCAAUGUAGAAACAGGGCCCGGGAUCUGAAGCGGAGUUAUCGGCGGGCAAAAGAUGCGCAAGUAUGUGCCGGAGCCGAGCCCGUUUCUUGUCGCUACUUUCGAGAGUUGGAUCAGAUGUUUGGUGGUGAAAUGGACGGGGCUGCGAAUAACCGAAGCCUGUCAAACAUGGAUGGGUCCAUGCGCGUCGUCGUGAAAACUGAGGAUGCUGAAGACAUGGAGGCUCAAGUCUCAGAGGAAGAGGGCAACCAAAUGACCCCACCAAACACCCUCUCGAGCAUGGAUGCUGAUACCGAUACUGAAACAGAGCCAAAUUUGGGGAUCUCCCGAGAUCUGGUGGCCGUGGACCCGGAUGUGAUUGAAACCACCAUCGGAGAGGAAGGUAUCGAACUCAAAACAGGGCACUUGUGCAGACAACCAAUUGCUGGUCCCAGUGAAGAUGGACACCAUACUGUUACUGGCCGAGGCCGGCGGGACAACCUGCUAGGACGCCCCCUGACAACAGCCGAGAGAAUGGCAUCCAUGCGGGAGAGGAAGAGGCGGUCCCAUGAAGAAAUGAUGCAUGAGAUCAUGACUGACUAUCGGCGCACCUGGGAGACCAUGGAGGCCCUUCACGAGAGAGGCGAAAUCAGUGCAGGAGAGUUUCGUGAGGCGAUGCUGAGGGAAAUGCUCCUGGACAGGGAGGCCCGAACACGGGAGGCUCAGCUAGAUCGUGAAUCGCGGGCUAGGGAGGCCCAGUUGGAUAGAGAGGCCAGGGCCCGGGACUGCCAGCUGGAGAGAGAAAUUAGGAUUAAGGAGCUCAAUAUGAUUGAGGCAGAGCUCCAGCGUACCAGGGAUAUUCUCCAUCCCAUGGUUGAUGCCGUGGUGUCUGUGGCUGAGGUCUUGCGUACAACAGGCAGUAUCGUGAAGCAGUCUUGCCAGCCACAGCAAAGUGGAGAGGGACCAUUUUUGGAGUUGGACAAGAGCAAAUAAUUUCCCUUCUUCCUGGUAGUAGUAUAUAGUUACUGUGUUGGACAGAAUCAAAGGGGUGGCAAGGAGGGAAAGAGAAAAUGUGGCUUCUUCGGGAAUUCUAAACACUAAAAUGAUGUCUGUUUCUUCUGGA